Molecule: messenger RNA, 576 nt
Organism: Knipowitschia caucasica
Lineage: Eukaryota; Metazoa; Chordata; Actinopteri; Gobiiformes; Gobiidae
Source: the annotation of a GenBank genome assembly
AUGGAGAAGUCCUGGAAGAGGAGUCAGGUCACAAUGCAGACACAAGAGGUGUUUCCAUCCAAGUUCACCGUGGAUUUCCCCGUGUACCACAAAGGACCGCUGCGGACAAAAGGUACCGACCGAAGCGCGCCACAAGUCGACGUGUUCGUCAUGGAAGAACUUACGGCGUUCGUGUCGAAGUCGUUCGACCAGAAGACCAAGGAGAGCACCAAAGAGAGUAUCACGUACAGGGAAGUUUUGGAGAGCGGCUUGACGCGCGCACGGGAGCUGGGCAGUCCGGACUCAAACCUGCAGGACAUAACGGACUCCAACCACUGCCCCGUGCAUCUGUUCAAGGACCACGUAGAGCUGGAGAAGGACAAGCUCAAGGACUUUAGUGUUUCCAGGGCGAGUGACGGUGUUAUUUUGGGCAGUGGCAGUCACCUAGACGCCUGCAGGGUGGCACCUUACGUCAAUAUGGGUGCCCUUCGGAUGCCCUUCCAACAGGCAGGACUUCUGCGGGGCCAGUGGCUCAGUCCACUCCAGGCACAGCUCACAUCCCCUGGACCGUACAAACACAUGUGGAUGUCUGUCUGA